UAGCUCUGCCCUCUGCUGUUGGCUGCAUCAGAUUUAGGGUGCAGGGAGGAGUAGGUGGAAUGGAAAUGUCAGGAUUUCUACCCCCAGAGCCCCCUCCUCCGAGGAAAAUCAGCCUGUCUGAUAAAACAUCGGGACCCCACCCCCGCGCCUUAGUGUCGCCUUGGAGCAGGUGUUUGUCACUCCUAUUACGUUGACGGCUUCCCCAGGGCUUGGCGCUGGGUAGCAGACCAGAAUGUCAGGAGAGGUUUGUGUGGAAGUUAUCCACAACUUUGGUGGCUGGGGCGGGGGAGGGUCUACCGUGAUGCUAACCCCUUUGUGGUUGCCGGGCGACUACGGGACUCUCAGAAUCGAGCCGCGCCGCGUCCCCAGGGAUCCGCCAGCACCGGUGGAGGAGGCUGCGGGCGGCGCGCACUGGACAGGGCCCAUGCAGUUACAGACACACGGAGUCCCCAUUCAGCUGACCUGGCUGACUCAGCCGUGAGACAUUGCUGUGACAGCCGGAGGAUUUGCUCAAGAGAGUGUAGUUUAGAGCUACAACUUGAGCCAGGAAGGGCCAGCACUGGGAUGGCCAUGGUCUCACUGUGGUCAGGAAGAUCUCAGCUAGUUGGGGCCUGUAGCAUCCCUGAUGAACGCCUCCGAGGGUGCGACCAGAUUCAUCAUUUUUUCUGCAUCCUUAAGCCACAGACGAAAUGGCAGCUUAGGUCUGGCGAGGAGUUUCCCUGGUACCUCACGUCCCUCCUGCCCUUCACUGCAGGAGUUGGGAUUGGGCUCGUGUUCCUUGGAGUCAAGAAUGGACAUGGAGAGCGCCAUCAAGACAUUCUUUUGCUACAUGCCCAUUGUGAACAGUGUGACCCUGUGGGAGAGAAACAUGCCACCUUCAAAACCCAGCCCUCAUCAUGAAAGAACUGUCUUGCCCUGCUCAAGAUUUGUCACUCACAUGAAGAAUUUCUCUAAAUCUCAUAAAUGUAAUAAUCUACAUUUUCCAGAAAGAACUCAGAGUCCAGUGACAUGUGAACGACUGCUUCAUACUUGCCAGCCCAUCAUCCCCAGGUCUUCUGUGAGCACAGAUUCUUUUGAAGAAGAAAACCGCCAAGAAGCCUGUUCCACCCCAGCGUCAUGUGGUGAAAGGGAUGAGGAUUCACUGAGUUUGAUGCUCCGGGAGAAAGUUCCAAAGACAAUCAGCAAAACCUCCAAGCAGACCUGGAGCAUCCCAUUUUUCGCACCAAAAAUGGCAAAUAAACCCAGUCUACCACACUCAGAACAUCCUGUGUACUUGGAGGCUACUAGUAGACACACGAGACUUCAAAACCAGUCUUUGAGCGAUUCCAAGGGAAAUUCUCGUCCCCCGGGGAGACCUUCCACCGCCAUCGGCCUGUGCAGGACCCGGAGCCGCUCCGCCCCGCCGAGCGCCAGGGUGGAGGAGAGGGCGGCGGUGACAGUAGACUUCGGGGCACACCCAGAUUCCCCCGAAGGGCUCCCAGGGGCUCCCGGAAAUGCAGCGGGCAGAGGCGCGGUUGCCAUGGUAGCGGAGAUGCUCCCCAAGCAUCCUCGUGUCCCGGAGGAGCCGAGGCUGCGGGCGGACGCCUCCCUGUCCUCCCUCUGGGGCAAUCUGGCAGAAGAGCCCCUUCCUGGGCCCGCGGGCGCUUCCACCCAUUUCCACUCCAAGAGGUUAAUAAAGGUCUGCACCGCGGCACCCCCCCGCCCGCCCCGGCCUUUCCAUACGGCUUGUUCACAGGCUUUCCCGAGGCCGGUGGUGAAUGCUCACUUACGCUGACCGCUGCGAGGGAAUUGUUCCGCGACCGCUGCCCAUCUUCAAAUCAAUGCCUGCCCGGAACAACAGAAAGGGCCUCAGAUGCACUGGUUUCCACAGAACCAUUGUUAGGCUUUUGUGAAGCAUUUUUGAACCUAAUAAAUAAUGUCAAAAGUC
This is a messenger RNA of Ictidomys tridecemlineatus (thirteen-lined ground squirrel), 1927 nucleotides long. The record is from RefSeq and is a predicted model, not a curated record. NCBI's taxonomy places the organism in Eukaryota, Metazoa, Chordata, Mammalia, Rodentia, Sciuridae.